AUGGGAGGAUCUGGGACCGGGUCUGAGAAAUCCCUAAGGGAUGCGCGGCAGCGGAAAGACAGGGGGAAAGCUGCCGCGGAGGCUGCAUCAUGGGGGGACGGCGGCGGGGGGAAGGGGACGGGGGAAGCACGCGCAGGGAAAGGCGGAGGCGGGGAGUUGGUCGCAACGGGGGAGCUGGGCGCAAGUGGAAGCGGAAGCGGAAGCGGAGGGGGGAAUGAAUUGAGGGAUGGUGCAGAGGGCGGGAGGGGUGACGCAUCCUCGCAUGGUCCUGACGAACAUGCUGAUGACGAAGGGAGUGAGGGAGGGAGUGAGGGAGGGAGCGAGGGAGGGAGUGAGGGAGAUGAGGAGGAUGAGGAGGAUGAGGAGGAGGAUGAGGAGGAGGACGAUGAUUUUGACGAUGAUGACGAUUACAGUACCACAGACACGAGCACAGGGUCAGACUAUUCAGAGGAUGAGGACGAAGAGGGAGAGGAAGAGGAGGAUGAGGAAUCUUCUAUCGUCGCCCAGGCCAAGGCGCAACGUGCCGAAGCUGAGCGCCUAGCCGCCGAGGCUGCAGCGGAGGCUCGGGCGCGCGAUCGGGAAGGUUCGGCGGUGCGGGUGGCUCGGGCUGCUGUGGUGGAGAGGAGUCAACUGGUGGGGGUGCUGGAAGGGGAGAGGAGGGAGGCGGAGGGGAGGAUGAGAGAAGCGGCAGAGCAGCACAGGAAGAAGGCAGAGGAGCUGAGAGCGCAAGUGAAGAGGGGAUUUGAGGCGGUGACAGCAGAGAGCCAAUUGCACGCCGCCACGCGCAAGGAGCGGGCGGCGCGGGAGGCGCACUACGAGACGGAUGCGGCAAGUGGCAUGGCAGCACUGGCCGCCGCCCAGAGAGCUCUGGAGGAGAAGGUUGAGCUGCUGGCUUCUGAUUGGUCCACAGUGCACCGGCUGACAGAGGAGAUAGAGCAACUGGAGCAGCAGGUGCAACGGGCAGAGGCCGAGGCAGAGGGAGCGGGAGCAGCAGAGGAAGGGGCAGAGGUGGGGAGGGGGGAAAAGGGGAGAGAGGCGGAGGGAGCAGCUGCGGAUGUAGGGGGCGCAGCAGCAGCAGAAGGAGCAGCGGGCAGGCACGGGGCAGCAGAGGGAGCAGAGGGAGCAGGAUUGGGAGGAGAUGCAGGAGGAGGGAGUGAUGGUGGGGCAGCGUCUGUCGGUUUGUUGGAGGGGACUUUGCGGCAGCGAAGGAAGGAGGUGAGAGGGGUGCGAGUGAGAAUUGCAGGGGGAGGGAGUGGCGGUGGGGCAGCAUCUGUCGGGCUGCUGGGGGGAACUCUGCAACAGAUAAGGAAGGAGGUCGCCUUGCUGCGUCAGCAGCUGGAGGAUGCUGAGUCAGCAGCCGCCCAGCAGCAGGCAGAAUCUGAGGUGGAAUCAAAUCUCUUGUCAAGGCUACAGCAGUUAACGGAGCGGCUUAUACUGAAGCAACAGCAAGUAGAGUCCCUACAGAUCGAAAAGUCAACCCUCUCCCUCCGCAUCGAGACGGAAUCCGCCGCCCUGCAAAAGGACAAACACCGCCUGUCCACCUUCUUCAGAAGCGGACGAAACCCUGCGUCGGCGGCUGUCACUGUGCGAUUCCUCGCCAGUACCCCGGGCCCACUUGCUGCUGACCUGGCAGCUGCUGCGUCAGCAGCGGAAGCAAGGGCUCUAGAGGAGGGAGGGGAGGAGGUAAUAGAGGGGGAUCCGGGGUUUUCAAGAGAAGCCAUCUUGAACCGAUCAAGAAAAUUGACUUUGGCUCAGAGGGAUUUUGGGCUCGGGCCGACGGGGAAUGCGAUUGUGGUGGGAGUGGUGGACACGGUUUUGGGAUUUGAUUCGCUUUUCUUGGGGAGUGCGGCCGGCAUGUUGCGGACUAAUGUGGUCGCACGGACGAUCACCGCCAUGCCGCCCCCGUUACUCGCCGCCAACGUCUACAUUUCCCUCGCGCGCUGCGCGUCUCUCCUCCAAACUCUCGCCUCCUCUCUCGCCGCCUCCCGCGCGCCAACCAGAAUCCUCCACGUGUUCGAAGACGAGCCGUACGCGCGAACGGGUGUGACAUUAGCGGGGCCUGCGCGGGAUCUGGAACGGACGGUGAUCCUGCUUUCGGGCCGCGCGAUCGAGACCGUUGAUCUGAGUCGCCACGUUGGCAGCCACCCGUGCAUCGGCGCGGUGGACCACGUGGCACUCCGGCCGCUGCUCCGUGCUGAGCUGGCAGACGCUGCCACGUCAGCGAGAAACGUCGGGCGGAGUCUGGGGCAGCAUCACGGAGUUCCCGUGCAUCUGUACGGCGCUGCGAGCCCCACCAACCGCCCUCUGGAUGCCAUUCGCCGCGACCUGGGAUACUUCCGACCGCCCGCAGCGCGUUUAGAGACGCCUGAAUAG
Closterium sp. Naga37s-1 is the source of this 2373-nucleotide messenger RNA. The record is from the annotation of a GenBank genome assembly. NCBI's taxonomy places the organism in Eukaryota, Viridiplantae, Streptophyta, Zygnematophyceae, Desmidiales, Closteriaceae.